This is a messenger RNA of Panicum hallii, 1627 nucleotides long. Its product is annotated as AMSH-like ubiquitin thioesterase 2. The record is from RefSeq and is a predicted model, not a curated record. Gene Ontology annotation, biological process: protein K63-linked deubiquitination. Gene Ontology annotation, cellular component: membrane; endosome. The transcript has 9 exons. Lineage: Eukaryota; Viridiplantae; Streptophyta; Magnoliopsida; Poales; Poaceae. Gene Ontology annotation, molecular function: protein binding; metal-dependent deubiquitinase activity; K63-linked deubiquitinase activity. Bases 336 to 1157 code for a protein of 273 amino acids.
UCCCCGCCCCUCUUUGUGAUGCGCGGGGCAUGCACGACAGCGACGUGGUGCCGCGCGUGCGCCCAUCCGGUUCCCGAACGGAGCCCCGCGUGGCGUGGAUUCGCGCUCGCGUCAGAGUAACGGCAGCGCGCGGUGCUCCUCGCUUCGCUGCUCGCCUUUCCCCUCUCCUUUCUCCCCGACUCGGCCAGACGGCCGCUCGCCUCGCUGAAGCGGAACUGCCUCGCUCUCCCUCCCCCCUCUCGCCAAUCCUUUCCUUCCCACCCAUCGCGGCUAGGCUCGGCUCGGCUCCGCUCCGGAUUUUCUCGAGGCUGAAACUUUAGUGCUCUGCUCCAGCCAUGGGUAGCAGGAGUAGAUAUGACAUCAAUGCGUGGAGAUGUGGGACUCACUCAACGCCAAGUAAAUCGAUGUAUCUAGAUGCUCAACAUGUUGUCCACUGCCAAGCUACAGACCGUGGUGUUGGCCCCUGCGCUGUGAAGCAUCACUUCCCAUCACCAAUCGUAUCUUGGAUAGAAGAUCUUUCGAGCUUUGGCAAUGUUUCUUUUAGCCCUGAUUCUGAAUAUGUGGAUGAGCAAGCCAGGGCUUCAGUGGGACAGUCUUCAACAUCAAGCAAUUUGCAUGACAUGCAAAUAUCAGUGAGGUUGACAGAAGAAUUCAUGGAGCUUGCAAAGGAGAACAUAAGCAAUAAUCUAGAGACUUGUGGAAUCCUCGGUGCUUCUUUUAGGGAUGGAACUUACUUUGUGACAAUGUUGAUUAUACCAAAGCAAGAAGGAACUGCUCACUCAUGUCAGGCUGUUAAUGAGGAGGAGAUUCAUGCCGUAUUAUCAGAACAGUCACUUUACCCUGCAGGAUGGAUUCAUACUCAUCCUUCGCAAACAUGCUUCCUGUCAUCAAUUGAUUUGCAUACUCAAUACUCUUACCAGGUUAUGUUACCAGAGGCUGUUGCAAUUGUGGUUGCACCUAAGGAUCCUACCAGGAGUUACGGAAUAUUUAGGCUGACUGAUCCUGGAGGUAUGGAGGUGCUUAGGGGUUGCGAUGAAAGUGGGUUCCACACUCACCGAGAGACAACCGACGGCAGUCCAAUCUAUGAAACCUGUUCGAAAGUGCGCUUCAAUCCCAAUUUGCGGUUCGAGAUUGUUGAUCUGCGUUCUGGUGCAUGAUCAAUGAAAGCAAAGCUAUAGCAGCUUGUUCUUCCUUUGGCAGAAGUAUAUACCAUAUAGCUUUUAAGUGAUUCCUGUUAGGUAGAUAAACAAGCUGUUAAUGAGCUGGAACUGGGAUGCCCAAAUCAUAUGACUGAUCUGUGAUAUGUCACCAAGCCUUUUUGCAUCUUUGCUGGUAUUCGUGAGCGUGACUAAGAAACUAGCACCGGUUAUCCUGAAUCUGGCUGUUCAAUCAGCCUUUGAGUUGCGUCUGUAAGUAUUUAACUUGGGAAAACAUACACGUGAUUAUCUUGGGUUGGGCUGAUGUGUGCUUGGAGCAUAACGCUUAACAGCAGCACUGCCAAAUCAUCAGAUACAGAAUCUUCUGGGAGUUUCAGACAUUGCCUAAAUUAACAUCAGAACUGUUAGAGGUGAAAUUGUAUGUAUUGGGGAUUUAGAGUCUGUAACAAUGGUAAGUUUUGGUUGUUAAA